Molecule: messenger RNA, 4359 nt
Organism: Penicillium malachiteum
Lineage: Eukaryota; Fungi; Ascomycota; Eurotiomycetes; Eurotiales; Aspergillaceae
Product: ABC transporter integral membrane type 1
Exons: 10
Coding region: 1-4359 (1452 amino acids)
Biological process (GO): transmembrane transport
Cellular component (GO): membrane
Molecular function (GO): ATP binding; ATP hydrolysis activity; ABC-type transporter activity
Source: RefSeq, a predicted model, not a curated record
AUGGCGUCUAAUCUUUGCCCGGUGGACAGUGAUAAUCUAUUCAAAAUUAGAGUAAAUAUCAAUUGUCGAGAAUUUGAUUUUACUUUGCUCUUUGAACAAGCCAUCUUCAGUGUUCUGCCAUCGAUUACUUUGUUACUAUGGCUCAUCCCCCGACUCGCGAUUUUGCAACGCUCACGGAUCAAGUCAAAAUCGUUUAAACUUGCUAUUUACAAAUCGUUGCUAUUGUUUCUCCUUUUUGUGCUGCAAAUCAUCCUUACAGUGUACCAAGUGCAAAUCAAAGAUUUACAUACCAAGGUCUCUAUCCCAGAAGCGGCGUUUAACUUAGCCGCAACACUUGCAGCAAUUAUUCUGUCAUUUCUUGAGGAUCAAAGAACAAUCCAGCCGUCGGAUACACUCAUCGUGUAUUUUUCGGCCUUGUCCAUUCUCUACAUACCAUACUUGCGGACUUUAUGGCUCAUCCCCUCAAUCCCUAUUCCCCGAGGACUGUCCACUGCGAUCUAUAUCAUUAUUGUUCUUAUUACUAUCUUGGAGUCGACUCGAAAAGUCAAUUCUCUCCAACCGCUCUACAAGAACGUUUCAAUCGAAAUGAUCCAUGGCUUUUGGGGACGCAACCUCUUCGUAUGGGUUCUCCCGCUAUUCAGGAACGCUUAUACCUUCAUUAUCUCUCUAGAAGAUCUGCCGGAUGUUGAUUCCACGUUGCUAGGAGAUUGUGCAGAGGCACGUCUGGCACAGACUUGGUCCAAAUCACACGGCAAAUAUCGGCUGAUUAAAGCGACCUUUCGAGCAUACUACCGGCCCCUUCUCUCUGCAAUCAUCCCCCGUAUUUUACUAGCGGGGUUCACCUUUUGCCAGCCCUUUCUGUUGUCGGCCACCAUUAAUUGGAUGACUGAUCCGACGACGGCGGAGACUCAGCGUUAUGGACAUGCGUUAGUCGGAGCAUAUGCGCUCGUUUAUACUGGUGUCGCCAUCUCAACGGCGAUAUACUAUCGCGAGGCUAGUCGUCUCGCAACCGCCGUCCGUUCAGGCCUGAUUGCUAUGGUCCAUGAACAGACACUGGCACUGCAAAGUACGACGGACUCCAAAGCAGGAGAUGCGGUCGCCUUGAUGGGAACAGACACAUCGCGUAUCAUGUCGAGUAUGCGGUCACUACAUGAGAUUUGGGCAUCUCUCCUCUCGAUUGUGAUUGCUAUCUAUCUCUUAGAGAUACAAGUGUAUGUCGCAUGCGUACUCCCAGCUGCCAUUGCCGUGGUAUGCAUUCUUGCAACUACCCCGGUAUCCGCUAAAUGUGGAGAGGCGCAGAAGAAAUGGGUGGGGCAUAUACAGGAACGUUUGGCGGUUACUACCGCGAUGCUUGCGGAUAUCAAAGCUGUCAAGAUGCUGGGACUGGAAGCUAUCUUGUUUGAUAUGAUUACUCAGUAUCGAAAGGUUGAGCUCAGCGCCUCGAAACGAUACCGAAAGCUUAUUGUGGGAAUCGUCAUGCUAUCAUCCAUUUCGGUGGACCUUGCACCAUAUGCGGUCUUUCUAUUAUACUCGGUUAUAGCUGUGGUCAAGCAUGAUACACAGAUUCUUACCACACAGGCAUUCACGACAAUAUCUCUCAUCUCCAUUCUAACAAGUCCUCUGAUGUCGUUCAUCCAGUCACUCCCCACAAUAACACAGUCUAUUGGCUGCUUCGAUAGGAUUCAGAACUAUUGUCUGCGAGAAAGGUCAAGCGAGUUUUGCCUGGCACAAACCAACUCUAAGCUGCAGAAAGACAAUAUCGAACUUUCCGAAGUUUCUGUGGCUGUCAAAUCCCCUGGGACAUUGAUUGCGUGUGACAAGUUCUUAUCAUUCCAAAAUGCAUCCAUAUCCUGGAAAACAGAAAGUGCCGUCGUUCUCCACGAUCUAACAUUCUCCAUUCCCUCGGGUAAGAUCAUUAUGGUCGUGGGCUCGGUUGGAUGUGGAAAGUCGACCCUUCUGGAAACCAUAAUGGGCCAAACUAAAAUUGGAAGUGGCACUAUGCAUCUUGCAUCAUCAGAUGUAGCUUACUGUCCGCAGAGUCCUUGGAUUAUGAAUGCUUCCAUCCAAGAUAACAUCACCGGGUGGUCAGAAUUGGACGAGAAGUGGUACGAUGUUAGCAUCUCCGCAUGUGAAUUAGCCAGCGAUAUCGGCAAAUUUCCUAAGGGAAGCAUGCACAUGGCUGGGAGUGGUGGAAUCUCUCUCAGUGGAGGACAGAAACAGCGAGUGGCUCUUGCGCGCGCGGUAUACUCUCGACUCCCCAAUGUGGUCCUAGAUGAUACCUUUAGUGGGCUAGACUCGCAAAAUACUCACCUAGUAGGUGAGAAUCUGUUUGGUCGAAAUGGGAUUUUCCGACGGGCAGGAACAACUGUGAUUCUUGCAACUCAUACCCGAUCACUUCUCCCGUAUGCUGACGAAGUUAUUCUGCUCGAAAAUGGCCGCAAGGCUCUCCAAUGCACGUACCAGGAAUUGAUCGACCAGAGACCCGAGUAUACACAGUCUCCUCUUGACGAGAAUCUUGAUAGAAUCGACGAAAAAGAUGACUUAUGCGACCAAGUCUCGGAUGAAACAGCAGAAACCAAGUUACUCUCCAGACAACCAAGUAGCGAAGAUGGUGAUUCCGAUUCCAUCUUGUUGAAACAAAACCUGAAAAGGCGAAAUGGUAGCUGGUCCAUCUAUGGCUAUUACGCACGCAAAGCAGGGUUUCUACAAGUUGGUCUUUUUACUACGUUCUUACUCGCGUACGGCUUCACAACUCAAUUUUCCUCAAUUUGGUUAGAAUGGUGGUCUGAUGCGAAUGAGAGAGACCCAAAUUCGGAUCUCGGAAAAUACCUCGGAGUUUAUACAGUCAUUACUCUAUUGGCGCUUCUUUCUCUGGCUGCCGGCUGCUGGAUGCUGAUUAUCGAGAUCGUUGGUAACACCUCCCUUGCUCUGCAUUCAGAUCUAUUACAAUCUGUUCUGAGUGCACCAUUCAGCCUCUUCCAGAAAACCGAUAGCGGAUCUAUCAUGAACCGCUUUAGUCAAGAUAUGCAGCUCAUCGACUUUGAGCUCCCGGUCACUGCAUUGAAUUUCGUGGAAGCCCUCAGUCUCUGCAUAGUGAGCUUGGUGAUUCUCUGUGUGGUUGGCAAAUACAUCACAAUUACGCUCCCAUUCAUGCUACUCGCGAUCUGGGUUCUGCAGCAUGGCUAUCUUCGAACAUCUCGUCAAGUCCGUCUAUUGGACAUCGAAGCUAAGGCACUUCUAUUCUCCCAGUUCCAAGAGACCAUUAGCGGCCUUUUGGUUAUUCAAAGCAUGCGAUGGCAGCCACAGUUCCACAGGCAAUGUCUUUCCAAACUGGACGUGACCCAGAAGCCGUUCUAUAUGCUAUUCUGCAUAAAGCAAGGCCUUAAGUUGAUGCUGGAUCUGAUAGUCAUGCUCUUUGCGGUUAUCCUUGUCGCCAUCGUGACCUCGCUGAAGGAUCAGUUUAGUGCCGGUGAGAUCGGUGUGGCCUUGACUCUGAUAAUUUCUAUCAGUCAGAAUCUGAACACGGCCAUCGAGUCUUGGACCCAAAUGGAGAUCUCACUUGGGGCGGUGGCGCGUGUACACGAAUUCACAACUGAGACGCCCACCGAGGCAUCAAAAGGGUUAGAUGCAGGUUGGCUAACGCGCGCAGAGAUUCGCUUCGAUAAUGUGAAUGCAAGCUAUGGUCCACACGACGCUCCCAUUCUCUCAGAUCUCUCAAUCCAUAUCCCUUCUGGGCAUAAGGUUGCCGUCUGUGGUCCUUCCGGUAGCGGCAAAACGUCCCUUAUCAUGGCUCUCUUGCGAAUGCUCGAAGUUUCCAAUGGUCGCAUCACUAUCGAUGGUGUGAAUAUAUCUACCAUACGCUCUGCCGCCCUUCGCACACAGAUUACCGUUAUCCCGCAAGACCCCUUCUUUCUUCCCGGUACACUACGCGAUAGCUUCAAUCCCACAGGCGGGUUGUCAGACGAGCAGAUUGUUGCAGCAAUUCAGAAAGUGGGUCUCUGGGAUUCGAUCAGUGGAAAGGGAGGCCUAGAUGCGACUCUCGAUGCGCUGGAUUGGUCAUACGGCGAGAAGCAGCUGUUGGCGUUGGCCCGGGCCUUGACCACCCCAAGUCCGCUCCUCAUAUUGGACGAAGCGACUAGUAAUGUUGACUGGGAAACCGAAGCCCGAAUGUUGAAGAUCAUCGAGCAGGAGUGCGCGGGACAGACGGUCAUAGCGGUCGUGCAUAGAUUGCGGCAUAUCGGGCGUUUCGAUAGCGUGGCACUUCUAUCACAGGGGACAGUGGUGGAGUUCGAUACUCCCGAGGCCUUGUUAGGGCGUGAGUCAGAAUUUCGUAAGCUGUAUACUGCCUCGCAGAAAUGA